Messenger RNA from Coregonus sp. 'balchen', 4878 nucleotides. The record is from the annotation of a GenBank genome assembly. Lineage: Eukaryota; Metazoa; Chordata; Actinopteri; Salmoniformes; Salmonidae.
AUGCGGCGCUCACUAGCUAAGGUAGCUAAGAUACUGAUUGGCACAUGGGCCAUAAUGGGUAUGUAUACGGUAUUCGUGGUAACUGGCAAGAUAGAAAACAAUAAUUGUGUUUGCUAGAUAGCUUUCUGACCUAGGUUGGGCGUAAUAACCAGGUCGCUACCUAGCCAUGACCGUGCAAACCGUAGCUAAACGUUUUGCAACGGAACAUGUAAACGAGCGUUUCUAAUUGGACAAGUUCGGGUCGUCCCUCCUCGUUUCGGUCAGUUUUCUAUCGUUUGGUGUCUAGUGAAAACGACCCUGACGUCAAGGAAGUAGCUGGCUAUCUAGCUAGCUAUUGUGCGGUUUCUAGCAAAACCUCUUGUAUGUCUAACGUUAGCUAGCUGUGCCAUUUGAUAUAUUAUGUUAUUGAAUAGCUAGCUAGCUAUUAUUAUGUUAUUGAGUGUCCACACGUACACAUUCGGCGCAAGCUAUUGUCUGCUCGGAAUGUUAUAACAUUUGUUAUGACAAUGUAAUUAUGACAUAACGGUAGCUAAGAUAUGCAUAACUAAAUGUAAUUGAUUUAGCUAACACACUGUGCUUUUCACAUUAUAGAUUCCCCCAUCCCUCUCUCCUCCCUGCGCCUGUUGGUUCCACCUCUACGACUGAUGUCUGCAUUUAUGUGGCAGGUAUCACAACAGAGGGCCAUUAAGCACUAUGGAAAAUUAGAGGAGUUUGUGACCGUGGUAACACAAACUGUCCCAGAACUUAUGACUGACAGACAGAGGACCCUCCUUAUUUUGGGGCUGAGAGCAAGGGUAAGGAUCACUUAAAUGGGUGAAGUGCUGAGAAUAGUUUUAUGCAAAGUAUCAGACUGCAUCACCACUUUUCUUGCAGGUAACUUUGGGGCGAUUUUCUGCUGAACACCCUGUCAGCCUCCAAACCCUCCUUUAUUCUAUAAAGUCUUCUCAACUUGCACAGGUUCAGGUUGGUAAAUCAAAUGUCAGCUAGUACAACACCCUGAUAAUUCGGCCACAUUAAAAUCAAGAGUUUAAGUUUGUUGGUAUGGACAGUUGUGGGACAGUUGUCAUCCCCUUUAACACCAAGUAUAAAAAUGACUGUCCUUUUUCGGUUUGUUUCCCACAUUGUUUUACAGUCCUAUGAUGCAGGCAUGGAAUCGCCUGAAGCUAACUUUUGCCAAGCUCACCCAAAGCUUGAUUACAGAUCCAGUUGAGCGUGAACACUUCGUUCAAGUAAGUAGCUGUUCAUGUCAAGCUUGUAUUCAACCUGUUUUUCUUGAAUGUUUUCUUUAGCCUGACUCAACCUAAUAAUAACUUAUUUAGCUUAUAUAGCGCUUCUCAUUACAAAAUAGAAUCUCAAAACGCUUCAAAAGCAAAACAAACCGGAACAACAAAUUAUCAAAAAUGGAAAGUUAAUGGUGUCUAGUCAGCUUCAGAUAGGGAGUUGAGGCUGUUUGUAAAGGCAGUGUCUGCCAUAUGGCUUGACUGGAGGGGGGCAUCGAUGGUACAGCCAGGGGGAACCUAGUAAUAAUGUCCUUGAAAAAUAGCAUUUUGUUGUAUGAUAAAUCAUGACUAGCGGACCCUGGCAAGAGAGAAGAAAAAUACUUGGCGCCCAAGGUAGGAUCAUGCAGGGUCUACCAAACCAAUCAUUAAGUAGGCUAACUGUUUCCCUUUUGUAGUAUCUCACUGACUCACCAUCAUCUUUUCAGGUGGUGUUCCUUGAGGAAUUCAGACCUGAUUUUGACAAAGCGCUUCAGGAACUGGUCUGUGACUUCCUCACUCGGUUGGAAGAGCUGCUUACACUACCAGACUUUAAGCAGGUACAGAAGUCACUUUCGUAAGACAGUCUUGAGACAACAGCAUUCAAAUUAAUAACUGUAGUUGGCCUGGAAUCUAUUUUGGCAUUUUAUUUGUGUCCCUCUUUUCCCUAGACAGCAUUGUUGCUGAGUGCUGGCUCCUCUGGCCUGGAUGAAUGCCUGCAGUCUUUCUCUCACUCAGAAGAUCUCCAGUUUCUGCUCCAGAAUUACAAACAAUGCAGAACAUUGUACACAAACAGUAAGAAAAGUACACCUUUUUUAUGCAUCAUUUUAGUACCACAUGGUCGUAUAAGGUUUAUUGAUGAAACAACUGCAUCUGAGGAUAAUAAGAUUAUUUAUGUGCAGCAAGUUCCUCUCACCAUGUUCCUUACCUUUCUUGUUCAUUUUAAAGGGAUUUAUACUUGGAUGGAUUAGCCAAAUAAUAAACAAUUUGACAGAUUAAAAUGUAAAUUAUGGAUAUGAGAUAAGUAUUCAGAACAGCCCAGCAGAUAUUACGUUUCUUUUUAACGUAUUUGUUUUUUGUCUGUGUGCAGUUUCCUCCUCUGACAUUCCUCAGGAAUCAGAUAUUGAAUCUGAUGCCUUCCCUGACCAGUUAAACCGUACCAAUCUGGACACUGGUGUGGAUAUGAGGACAGCACAUUUAGUGGCAAUGGGGAGCACAAGAGAUAUUAUAGGCUGCGAUGAAACCUGUGAUGAAGCGAAUGAAGAUGACAUAGAUGUAGAGGACGAGUCAGCACAGAAAAGGUACAGUGCCUUCAGAAAGUAUUCACACCCCUUGACUUUUUCGAAAUGUUGUUGUGUUACAGCCUGAAUUUAAAAAUGGAUUCAAUUGAGAUGUUUUGUCACCGGCCUACACACAAUACCCCACAAUGUCAGUCAAAUUAUGUUUUUUGAAAUGUUUACAAAUAAAUAAAAAAUGAAAAGCUGAAAUGUCUGGAGUCAAUAAGUAUUUAACCCCUUUGUUAUGACAAGCCUAAAUAAGUUCAGGAGUAAAUAUUUGCUUAACAGGUCACAUAAGAAGUUGCAUGGACUCACUCUGUGCAAUAAUAGUGUUUAACAUUAUUUUUCAACGACUACCUCACACAUACAAUUAGGUCGCACAGUGAAUUUCAAACACAGAUUCAACCACAAAAACCAGGGAGGUUUUCCAAUGCUUCGCAAAGGGCCACCUAUUGGUAGAUGGGUCCAAAUGGAAAAAAAGCAGACAUUGAAUAUCCCUUUGAGCAUGGUGAAGUUAUUCAUUACACUUUGGAUGGUGUAUCAACACACCCAGUCACUACAAAGAUACAGGCGUCCUUCCUAACUCAGUUGCUGGAGAGGAAGGAAACCGCUCAGGGAUUUCACCAUGAGCCCAAUGAUGUCUUUAAAAUAGUUUGUUUAAUGGCUGUGAUAGGAGAAAACUGAGGAUGGAUCUACAACAUUGUAGAUACUCUACAAUACUAACCUAAUUGACAGAGUGAAAAGAAGGAAGCCUGUACAGAAAAAAAAAUAUUCCAAAACAUGCAUCCUGUUUACAAGGCACUAAAGUAAUACUGCAAAAAAAUGUGGCAAAGCAAACUUUUUGUCCUGAAUACAACGUGUUAUGUUUGGGGCAAGUCCAAUACAACACAUUACUCAAUGGAACUAAGCACAGGCAAAAUCCUAGAGGAAAACCUGGUUCAGUCUGCUUUCCACCCGACACUGGGAGAUGCAGGACAAUAACCUAAAACACAAGGCCAAAUCUACACUGGAGUUGCUUACCAAGAAGACAGUGAAUGUUCCUGAGUGGCUGAGUUAGUCUUGACUUAAAUCUACUUGAAAAUCUGACAACAUUUUAAAAGGGUUGUCUAGCAAGGAUCAACAACCAAUUUGACAAAGCUUGAAGAAUUCUGAAAAGAAUAAUGGGCAAAUGUUGCACAAUCCAGGUGUGUUUUAGAGACUUACCCUGAAAGACUCAAAGCUGUAAUCGCUGCCAAAGGUGCUUCUACAAAGUAUUGGCUCAGGGGUGUGAAUACAUAUGUAAAUUAGAUAUUUCUGUAUUUUAUUUUCAAUAAAUGUACAAACAUUUAUCAUUAUGGGAUAUUGUGUGUAGAUGGGUGAGAUUUUUUUUUUUAUUGAAUUCAUUUUGAAUUCAGGCUGUAACAACAAUGUGGAAUAAGUCAAGGGGUGUGAAUACUUUCUGAAGACACUGUGAGAAUUCAUUUAUCAUUUUUGUUGUUUGAAACAGUGCAUCAAACAACUUUACCACUUGACUUAGUAAUGGUCAUCAAUUUACAUUUCUGUUUUGUGCCUUUCACAGGGCUGGUUCUGGUCUUUCUCCUACCAGUGUCAUGCAAGGUGGUGAUACAGGUGAGACCUCAUAAUCUUUUAGUCAAGCACAUUUACCCUUUGGAAAGCCUCAGUUGACCAUUGUAGGGGGAAACGUCAAUGUUUUUAUUCAUUUUUCCACAGACACCGUUGCAGGGGUGUCGUUUCAGGUGUUGACUCCCCUUUCUUCAGCUUCCAAUGAGUGUGCCCCAUCUACUUCCAGUUCAUCACACAUGAACAUUUUCCACCAGUGUCCUCAGUGUGGGAAGUGCUUUAAUUAUCAGUCUCAACUUGUCCAACACCAGCAAAUUCACUGUGGGGAUAAUCCAUACAAGUGCUCCAACUGCGGGAAUAGAUUCAAAUUCUUUACAAGUCUGUCAAAUCAUAAGAGGAUGCAAUGUGUGGGCACUGCCUUUAGCUGCCUGAAGUGCUGGAGAGAGUUUGGUUCUCUGCGUGAGAAAUUGAGACACCAGUGUCCACACAACGAAUCCAUGUACAUCUGUCCACAAAGCGGGAAGAGUUUUAAGACGUCACCGCAAUAUCCAUUCCAGUGCCCUCACUGCGCAAGGAGCUUUCCCGAAUCAAAUCAACUGGACGCCCACGAAAAAAGUCACAGUGUCGCCCAAACGCUUGACUGUCACAAAUGUGGAAUUACCUUCAGCAACUUGCCCAGCCUCGUGCACCAUGUGGAAGCCCACAAGAGGUCGGAUCUGAAGCCAUCGUCGCACCUUCCGAAGAAGAAAGGAUUGCAACUUCCGAGAACACACCAUUGCCACCAA